AUGAAGUUCUGCAACGUCUUGUUCAUGGCCGCGGCCACAUUGGCAGCUAUUGGUUUCAUCAUUGCGUCCUGCCUUCCGUCGCAUGGCGGAUUGUUGCCGACUUUGCGCAACCGUGAGAAGCUGAUGGAGUCGUCCAUCGGGCUGCACGCACGGAAAGACCGGGGAUGGAAAGACCCGGAACGGAAAGACCCGGAACAGAAAGACCCCCAACAAGCGCUGCACACACCACCCAGGGCAUUGGAAGAGGACUGGAAGCGAGCCCCAUUCCACCAGGAGCUGCUAGAAUCCAUUUAUGCGGUGACUCCGAGUGAUCUCACCGCUGAGUGCAUGAGCAAGUUCCAGGUAUGCGGCCGCUGUGGGAAAAGUGGAAAGUUGCUGCACGUAGGCCCUGGCAUUGGCAUUUGUCCAGAAGUCCUGGAGCAGACAGAGCGAAUCCUUUUAUUCGGCGCCAAAGCAUGGACAGAAUUUGGUUCGAGCUUGGCAGAGGCAGGGUUGCAUUGGCCUGGAUCUGUCACAGUGCACGACUGCUUCGUGCCGGAAAGCAGCAUAAGAUGUCCGAAAGGUCGGCCAGAGUGCCGAGUGCAAUUCAGGAAGACCUGCUUUUACGACCAGCAGGAAGCUCCAUUUCCUCCGGAUCUGAACAUCAAGAUCACACCUGACAACACUGACAAAUUGGUGGGCAUUUUUGACAUUGAGCCAUUGGAGUCUCGGGUGCUCUCAGUAGCUUCAUCAGCCCGCUUGCGCCAGUAUCAAAUGCUGGUAGUCAAAUUCUUCUGGCUGGAGCAGCAAUCAAAGCACCUGCUGUACUUGCAACUGUUGCAGAAGCUGUUGAAGGAUUUCUAUCUUGUCAGCGUCAGUGCAUCUUCAUGUCAUGGGCGGUGGCAUAUGCCAUCACACUCCUUGAUUAUGCCCCGGGUGGUGUGGGCCACUUUUCUGCGUAAAGACCUUGGUGAAAGUACCAUUUGCCGGACAGAGAUGCAGAUGACACAAGAAUGUCAGGGCAAUUCAAGUGGAAUCGGUGGGCUUGAGGCGCUCAGCCGAUGGUCUUUGACAGCCACGCAACCUUUAGGUGAACCAGAAGAUUUGCUCUUCGAGGUCUACGCGCAGACAUAUACUCCAGAAAAUCCGACUAAGACUAACUACUUGCUUCCUUACAAGGCCGUCUCGUUGGAGCUGCUGAAAGCAUUUCGGUUGUGCCAUGAGUGUAGAAGCGGUUCCGAAGAUCUUGAGCGGCUUGGACCAGGUAAGGAUGGUGGAUACUUGAUUUGUAAGGAGGCUGCAGCCACCGCAGGUAUGGCCGUGGCGGUGUCAAUAGGCAUCCGCGGAAGCGAUCCGUUUGGAGCUGUGCUGUCCAGUCGAUACAACCUGCAUGUUCAUGGCUUUGACUGCACCGGCCCUUCCUAUGGCUGUCCCGGCAACCUCGCUGGAUGUAGGUUCACACACCAUAGCCAAUGUGUUGGCAAGCCGUUUGGCGGCAGACCCGCUUCCAUGUUUGUGACUUUCGACGACAUCCUGUCAAAGUACGCAAAAGAAGACGAGGACCUCAUCCUCAAGAUCGAUUGUGAAGGCUGUGAGUGGAGCGUUUUGCCUGAUGUGCCACUGGCGGUGCUCAGGCGCUUUCGCAUGAUCAUCAUGGAAGCACACUGGCUUGAAAAGCAGGAGAGGCAUGCAACCUACGCAAAAACUUUUUACCACAUCCUAGAAGCAUUUGACCUUGUGCACAGCCACGCCUGCAACGUCUUCGGCGUUUGGACGGUGAAUGGCACCGGCUUGGGAAUGCCACGGAUCGUGGAGCUCCUGUUUGUUCGCAAGGACUACGCUGCCGCCACUGCUUGUACAAACAGCACGUACAGGCACAAGCUGGAUGUCAAGAUAUGCCCAGUCUUGCCUGAGCUGUAUGCAGAGUCUUUCCGGCUUCCCAUGUGA
Messenger RNA from Symbiodinium natans, 1926 nucleotides. The record is from the annotation of a GenBank genome assembly. Lineage: Eukaryota; Dinophyceae; Suessiales; Symbiodiniaceae.